UGCUUUCCGGUGGUGGUGAGUGAGCUGGAGAACGGGAACCGAGUCGGAUUUCGAGCAUGGAGGGGAAGAGAAAUCUCUUCUACUGACCUUAACUUUGAAAUAUCCCAAAGCACAAAGAAUGGUUCUGAAGUGUAGUCACUUCUCUAAGGAUUUGUGUUCACACCGGAAGAUCUCAAAAAGAUCAGUGAGCUAAUAAUUCUGCUUUAUGGCGGUGUUUGAGGGAGCUAUGUUGUCUAGAAUCCAGUGGAGAACUGUCUGCUUUUGAAAUAGUGCCAUGAGGUCUUUUACUUGAAGCAGAAUAUGAGACUUGGUUUAACAUCAGUUUUGAAGGGAUCAUGAAAUUACAGCGAUUGGUUGCUGUCAGUGCACAGAGUACCAGUGCUGUGAUCUGAUUGGAGACCUACACCAGGAGCAUGACGGUGUCUGACCUCCAGUUGGUCGUGCACUUCGCCCUUUGUUCCAGAAUCCUGACUGUUCUUUUCCAGAUGGUUUUCAAUUCUCUGAUCCCUGAUCACAGAGCAGAUGCAUUCCAAGCACCCCAACUGCACAGUUUGAGCAUCGGCGACGCGUUGCUGGAGAUCGUGUUAGGUGGUUUCUCUAGAUGGGACGCACAGCACUUCCUGUUUAUAGCGGAAUUUGGGUACAUCUACGAGCAUAACUUUGCUUUCCUGCCAUUGUUUCCAGUGAGUCUCCGGGCCAUGGCAGAGACGGUUCUCAGACCCCUCCAAUGGUUGUUGAAUCUCCACAGUCGGCUGCUGCUUGCAGCAGUACUACUGAACAUGCUGAUCUUUGUUCUGUCAGCAGUCCUUCUGUACCAAUUGGGUGUGGUUGUGCUGCAGGAUCGCCGGCUGGCCUCUCUCUCCAGCCUUCUCUUCUGCCUGACCCCAGCCAACGUCUUCAUGUCUGCAGCUUAUUCUGAAAGCAUGUUCGUGCUGCUGGUCUUCAGUGGAAUGCUUCACCUGGAGAAGGGACGACCGCUGAUCAGUUGCAUUCUGUUUUCCUUGUCUACAGCAGUUCGCUCCAAUGGGAUUGUAAAUGCAGGAUUUCUGUUUUACUCCCAGCUGAGGCAUUGUUCAUUGUAUGUGAGACACAAGCUAAAGGUUACAGAAAAAGACUCGUACAAAUCAUGGUUCAAUCUCGUCCUUCGGUCUGUGCUGCUAGUGGCUACAGGAAUAGUGAUGAUCAUGUUGCCCUUUGUACUUUUUCAGUGUUAUGGAUACCUGAUGUUCUGUAAGUCAACUGUGAAUCCAGCCCUGGACAUUCCUCAGCCUCUGCUGCAGCUGGCCAGGGACAAGGGCUAUCGUGUCCCUGAUAAGGAUAGUAUGCUGCCCAGUUGGUGCCAUCACCGAUACCCCAUCAUAUACACUUACAUUCAGGACACAUAUUGGAAUGUGGGCUUCCUGAGAUAUUACCAACUCUGCCAAUUGCCCAACUUCCUGCUGGCUUUCCCAGUUGUGGCUUUGGGAGUGUGGGCAGUCUGGCAGUAUGUGUGUGCUGAUCCCUGGUAUUGUAUACAGCUGGGCCUGGGCUGCAGAAAGCUGAAGGAGGAGACUGAAGAGGACAGCAAACCACUGUCCAGCUUCUAUAGACAUCGACUGUUUGUCUAUAUUGUUCACAUGACAGUAUUGCUGGCAUUUGGCAUUUGCUUCAUGCACAUCCAAGUUGUAACCAGAUUCCUAGCCUCCUCCUCACCCAUCCUGUACUGGUUCACUGCUCAUCUGCUCCAGGAAGUGGAGCCUGGACAUUUGGCUCAGGACUCUACAACUUCACCUCUCCCCUACAAGUUUGGGAUAUUUCCCAGAAACCAGCUGACUGCUCUGCUUUGGGACUGGAGAGGCUGCAGUCUAACUGUGCGCUGUGUUCUUGGAUAUUUUUUACUGUAUUGGUUCCUUGGACUCGCUCUGCAUUGUAACUUUCUCCCUUGGACCUGAUCACUUGGAGAAGCUGAGUCACUGCUCCCCGGGUCUUCCUAUCUGCUAGUCCACUAUGUUUGUGGGAUAGAUCCCUCCCAGUUCUCUUCAAUGUCACCCAUUUUUCUUGGCAUUGGGUAUACUGUGGUGCAAUCAGGAUUGAGGCGGGGGUGAACAAAAGAACAUUAGAAACAAGAUCAGGAGUAAACUAUACAGUCCCUUGAGUCUGCUUCACCAUACAGUAAGAUCAUGGCUGAUCUUUGACCUCAGCUCCACUUUCCUAUAUGAUCUCCAUAUCCUUUGGAUUGAGUCCAAAUAUCUAUCUACCUCAGCUUUGAAUAGAGUCAACAACUAAGCCUCAACAACCGUCUGGGGUAGAGGAUUCCAAAGAUUCACCCUCUGAAUGAAGAAAUUCCUCCUCAUCUCAGUCUUCAAUGAUCAACCCUUUAGCUUGAGUCUAUGCUCCCCCAUCCCCCCAAAAUUAAUGUAUUGGACCUUCGCUCUACUGCCUCCAAGGUAAAUAUAUGUCCUUAGAUAAGGAGCCCAAAACUCCCAACCUGUAGUCUGACCAAAACCCUUUACAAUUAUAGCAAGAAUUCCUUACUUUUGUACUUUAACCCCUUUGUAAUAAUGGCCAACAUAUCAUUUAAUUACUUGCUGUACUUGCAUGCUAACUUUGUGUUUCUUGUACGAGGACACCCAAAUCUCUCUGAACACCAAUAUUUAAAAGUUUCUCACCAUUAAGAAAAUAUACUGAUUUUCUAUUAUUCUUACCAAAGCAAAUAAACUUGCAUUAUACUCCA
Carcharodon carcharias (great white shark) is the source of this 2713-nucleotide messenger RNA. It is a transcript of the gene pigv, whose product is annotated as phosphatidylinositol glycan anchor biosynthesis, class V. Bases 414 to 1931 code for a protein of 505 amino acids. The record is from RefSeq and is a predicted model, not a curated record. The transcript is spliced from 4 exons. Gene Ontology annotation, molecular function: GPI mannosyltransferase activity; alpha-1,6-mannosyltransferase activity. NCBI's taxonomy places the organism in Eukaryota, Metazoa, Chordata, Chondrichthyes, Lamniformes, Lamnidae. Gene Ontology annotation, biological process: GPI anchor biosynthetic process. Gene Ontology annotation, cellular component: mannosyltransferase complex; endoplasmic reticulum membrane.